CAGCGCCUGCGCGGUGGGCGUGAUCCGGGCACUUAGGGCAGGAUGAACGCUGCUUUCCAAGAUGGCGACGGAGGGAGGAGGGAAGGAGAUGAACGAGAUUAAGACCCAAUUCACCACCCGGGAAGGUCUGUACAAGCUGCUGCCGCACUCGGAGUACAGCCGGCCCAACCGGGUGCCCUUCAACUCGCAGGGAUCCAACCCUGUCCGCGUCUCCUUCGUAAACCUCAACGACCAGUCUGGCAACGGCGACCGCCUCUGCUUCAAUGUGGGCCGGGAGCUGUACUUCUAUAUCUACAAGGGGGUCCGCAAGGCUGCUGACUUGAGUAAACCAAUAGAUAAAAGGAUAUACAAAGGAACACAGCCUACUUGUCAUGACUUCAACCACCUAACAGCCACAGCAGAAAGUGUCUCUCUUCUAGUGGGCUUUUCCGCAGGCCAAGUCCAGCUUAUAGACCCAAUCAAAAAAGAAACUAGCAAACUUUUUAAUGAGGAAAACUCUUGUCAGCACUUGUGGAAGGUGGAUUGGAAUGAAGAAAGACAGAAUGAAGGUAGCAAGACCAGUGAGGAGGCUCUAGUAACUGUCCAGAGACUAAUAGACAAGUCACGAGUUACCUGUGUCAGAUGGGUUCCCGGUUCGGAAAGCCUUUUCCUAGUAGCCCACUCGAGUGGGAACAUGUACUUGUAUAAUGUGGAGCACACUUGUGGCACCACAGCCCCCCACUACCAGCUUCUGAAGCAGGGAGAGAGCUUUGCCGUGCACACAUGCAAGAGCAAAUCCACGAGGAACCCUCUCCUUAAGUGGACGGUGGGCGAGGGGGCCCUCAACGAGUUUGCUUUCUCCCCAGAUGGCAAGUUCUUAGCGUGCGUGAGCCAGGACGGGUUUCUGCGGGUGUUCAACUUUGACUCAGUGGAGCUGCACGGUACGAUGAAAAGCUACUUUGGGGGCUUGCUGUGUGUGUGCUGGAGCCCGGAUGGCAAGUACAUCGUGACAGGUGGCGAGGACGACUUGGUGACAGUCUGGUCCUUUGUAGACUGCCGAGUAAUAGCUAGAGGCCAUGGGCACAAGUCCUGGGUCAGUGUUGUAGCGUUUGACCCUUAUACCACUAGCGUAGAAGAAGGUGACCCUAUGGAGUUUAGUGGCAGCGAUGAGGACUUCCAAGACCUUCUUCAUUUUGGCAGAGAUCGAGCAAAUAGUACACAGUCCAGGCUCUCCAAACGGAACUCUACAGACAGCCGCCCCGUAAGUGUCACGUAUCGGUUUGGUUCCGUGGGCCAGGACACACAGCUCUGUUUAUGGGACCUUACAGAAGAUAUCCUUUUCCCUCACCAACCCCUCUCAAGAGCAAGGACACACACAAAUGUCAUGAAUGCCACGAGUCCUCCUGCUGGAAGCAAUGGGAACAGUGUUACAACGCCCGGGAACUCUGUGCCCCCUCCUCUGCCACGGUCCAACAGCCUUCCACAUUCAGCAGUCUCAAAUGCUGGCAGCAAAAGCAGUGUCAUGGACGGGGCCAUUGCUUCUGGGGUCAGCAAAUUUGCAACACUUUCACUACAUGACCGGAAGGAGAGGCACCACGAGAAAGAUCACAAGCGAAAUCAUAGCAUGGGACACAUUUCUAGCAAGAGCAGUGACAAACUGAAUCUAGUUACCAAAACCAAAACGGACCCUGCGAAAACUUUGGGAACGCCCCUGUGUCCUCGAAUGGAAGAUGUUCCCUUGUUAGAGCCGCUGAUAUGUAAAAAGAUAGCACAUGAAAGACUGACUGUACUAAUAUUUCUUGAAGACUGUAUAGUCACUGCUUGUCAGGAGGGAUUUAUUUGCACAUGGGGAAGGCCUGGUAAAGUGCCAGCAGAGCACUUCUGCAGGCAGGAGGACAGGAUGCAAGGUGUUCUCCAAGACCAGAACUAAAGGUGCCCAACAGCUUGAGAGGAGGGCACUGGAGAGAGGGGCAGGGAAGCGCCCUCCUCCUCGGCUGUGCUUGAGUAAUGGCUCCCACAGACCUGGGGAGGGCCCGGGGAGGGGUGGCCGCGGUGGUUUCCUGAUAUCAGGUGUGUAAGGUACAAUGUGUGCUGCUAACCCUAAGAGAAAUUUGGGGAAAAUAUUUGUAGUUUUCUCACCAAACUUUGAGCUUCCUCAUUGAAAUUUUCCAGUUUUUCAGCCUAAACGUUAUUAUGAGCAAGAAUAUCUUUUCUAACCUAAUCUCUGGAAUAAAACACAGCAUUUGGCAAGAAGAGGCUGUUAACUACUCAGUCAGCAUCUCUUCCAGCGUGUACCACACCACAGAGGUGAAAAGCUCAGACGCACGCUGCGUGGCUGGAGAAUCCUGCUCCCGCCCAGCAAGGGGGCGAGCUGGGCCCUGGGCAGUGUCAGACGCCUUCUGAAGGGGUCAGGCCAGGGCCAGGGGAGCUUCUACUCGCCCUACUUGGGUUGGCCUUUCUCACCAGGAUUCAAGAAGCCAGAUUUGUGCUGUUACUGCGAUGGGGCAGGCUUCUAAACACUACCGGCGGCCCUGGAGCCUUUCUCUGAGGCUUUUUUCUUAUUCAGAAGGGGAAUUAAAAAUUCCCCCAGAGGCCUGGAGAAGGGAGUCUUUGGAAAAGCUUGCCUUCUUUUAAAAGCAAAUGCAUGCGCAGGAGCAGACACUUUACAAACAACUAGUAACCUUGGGGUCGAAAUUUGCUUAAAUCAUGGUAAAGAAUCUCAUUUCUCUUUUGUGCUGAUUGAACCUUCUAGCAGUCUGGAAGUGUUCUCCUGUGAACCCUUAGCUGGGGACUGAGGGUAAAUGCCUUAAAAAUGGAGGCGUGGAAAAUCACAAAGGAGCCAUCACAAUCAUUCUUGUCUCAGGCAUUCAGGAAUUCUGAGGAAGAAAUGCAGUGACAGGACGGGAUUUUAUGGGCAAGGACACCCUCCGGGCGGGGCCCAGGGUUCUCCACUGGCUGACUUCACCCCCAGGGCCCAGCUGGCACAUGGCCAGGCAGCCAUUUCUCUCCAGUUCCUCCACUUCCUGGGGUUCAUUUUAAAUAUUAAAUAAAUUGUAAAGUAUGAAAUGAGUGCUGAAGUUGCCUCCGCACAAGGUCCUCAUCACCCCUCGCCUGUGAGGGAGACGUUUCCUUUUUUUGUUGAGCGAGCUCAAAGUGUGAGGCGGAGAAAGCCUAGGGGUUGGGGGCGGCUGGAGAAGGGAUCCACGGAAACCCAGGCGCCACAUCAUGCGUGUCUGACUGCCCACGGAAGAACUAGAAGCAGUUCACCAGUGGAUUUGCUGGGGAAAGAUUAAUGGAACACAGCAUCUGGCGUCCAGCUUUGUGGGUGAGGGCACGGCAGGGGAUCCGGCGGCCCUGCCCUGCCUCCAGUGCCAGUGGAUGGGGGAGGGAUUGGCCUCUGACUGUGGGGCUGCACCAUGGUGGCAGUCGGUGUGCCCUUGGCUGAGGUUUCGUUCCUUAGCAAUGAGAACCUCCAUGUGUGUGGGUAGGGGUCGGGUGACCUGGAGACGCCGCCUCUGGUCUGGUCUGGGUGACAAAGGUGAAGGUUUAUAGUCUACCACCCUGGCAGCAGCCUGCAGGGCCCCCCCUUGUCUGGAGCACGCCCUUUGCUAUGGGCUGAUUGGGACUGUCAUGUGUUGCUUUAAGUUAACAAGGUGCACAUCACAGUGACCCCAAGUGAUUUCCCAAAGGGAGGAGACAUUAGUGUGGCCGAAGUGAAGUCUGUGGCUUUAUAUUUAAAAGCACUCAUAUUCAAUUGUUACCUUUGAAACUCAGAUCCUAGUUACAAACUAUAAGAACGUGCCCGUCCAGUAGAGGGAAACUGUCUCACUGAUGUUGAUGUUUUUAUUUGUUUCCGCAUCUGUUACACAAAUUUUGUGUCAUAAAUUGCUAUCCCUUCAUUUGAAAGUGUAAAAGAAAAAUUUCCUGCAUUUUUAUCAUUUCUGUAUACUUCAGUUUAUUAAAGAUUGUUACGUUAGGCGACACUGUAUAAAAUUGUAUGGAUAUUUUGAGUGAAAAUCAAAAGUAAAAUUCACAUGUAUUUCCUUUUUUAUAUUUUCAUCCAAUUUCUUGACAACUUGAAUAAAUUUCAUAAAGAGCCUUCCUAACAUGAAAUAUUGGUAAAUUAAAUUCUUAACUGUUGCAAUAAUUAAUGAAGCUUUAAUAUCAGUAUUGUUGUUUUAUAAUUUUAAGGAAAUCAUGUUUCUGUUUCACUGCUUUUUUUUUUUAGCUGUUCCCUUGUCACUGUGACAGCUAACAAGACUUACUACAUACUUGAUAUUCUGAAGUACUGUGGGGCUGUCCUCUGUAUACUGACAUUAAAUAAACGUGUGUGAGUGAACUGUAAAUGUAGAUAAUUUUCAGUAGUCAUUUUCACAUCUAAGCUUUAAAAAUCCCAGUGAACCAAAACCAGAAAAGUUUUUAAAUGUUGUAAAAUUAAGGACCUUGUUAAUGUUUAUAGAACAGCCAGCCACCGGAAUUGCUCCCUCUUACUUAAGCUGACUAUGUUUCUCAUAGUUGGCAGCGUACUCGGCGAAAUGUUCUGCGUCUCAGAUACUGUUUUAUGUGGUCCUCCUCUGUGCCAACUCCAGUCCGGGAGAAGGACUGUUGAUUGGCGUUUUGGCUGAGCUGUGUAGAGGCUUCUGUUGAAUGAGAAUGCUGACAUUCUGAAGUUGUCCUGGGCCACGAGCUGGCUUUGGUUACAUGACUCACUAUCCCGGACGCUGGACAUCCGACAUUCUGUCCAGCCACCCAGCCAGCAGCUGGGAGAGUGGAGAAGGUAGCGGCUGGUAGGCUGCUUUCUUUUUUUUAUUUUGCUGUAAGUUCUGGGAUGUAUGUGCUGAACGUGGAGGUUUGUUACAUAGGUAUGCAUGUGCCACGUGGUUUGUUGCGCCUGUCAACCCGUCAUCUGUGUUUUAAGCCGUGCAUGUAUUAGGUAUUUUUCCUUAUGCUGUCCCUCCCCUUGCCCCCAGGUAGGCUGCUUUCAGUAGGAGCUCCUUUCCCGGCUAGAGUUCAUUGUUUUCCUAUUCCGCAGCUUGAAUAGUGUUUGCUUAAGGCUUUGUGCUGGCGUGAGGUUGUCCUGCUGUAGACACCAGGCCCGUCUUUGGUGCAGAGUGCUUCCUACACAGGGCAGUGGGGGACGUUCCAUUUGGGAUGAGAAGAACUCAUGAUUUACAUUGCCUUACUAUGAAAUACCAUCCCUCACUCUUGCAGACGAUGUAGCUGAUCUGAGCAGUGCCCUGGCACCUGCAGGCCUAGCCCCCUGCCUGAGGUGUGACGAGUGAGGGCGAGCUGGCCUGAGACACAGCCCUUCAUCAGGCCCUUGAGCUCCCAUUUAAUUGUCACUUCCCUGCCGUGUCAUGAGACAUCCAGGUUCCACUCAGCUGCCUCUCCAUGUUGGCAGCUGGCUGAGCCCUGUGCUCUGCCUCCAGCAUGUCCGACGGGUGGGGAACUCCCAGAAGCUUCCUACGGUGCUGUCUCUGGAGUGCUGGGUCGGCAGAGCCUCCAGUGCUGAACUCUCUGCGCCUUCUGUCUUGAGUCUGGGCUGCCAAAGCAGAGGGAACAUUCAGACCUACAGUUCUCAAAAGCGGCCUCCUGGGGCCUACGACUGCCACAAGAGUGCACAGGGCUCUGUUCUUAGCACUGAACAGGGUGUUUUUGUUUGUGUUUUUUGAGACGGUCUCGCUCUGUUGCCCGAACAUGGCUCACUGAAGCCUUGACCACCUGGGCUCAGUGAUCCUCCCAUCUCAGCCUCUUGAGUAACUGGGACCAUAGGCACACACCACCAAACUCAGCUAAUUUUUGUGUAUUUUUAUUUCUGUGGGUACAGGGUCUUGCCAUGUUGCCCAGGCUAGCACCGAGUAGAUUUUAAGCCCUAAAGACUAUUAAGUUGACAGCAAGUUUUGUUUUUUUAAGAAAACCAUGACAUUUUGGUCUUUUAAAAAUAGCUAGUUUGUACCUUCAAAAACAUAAAAAUAGCCAGUUCUCAGCUGGGCGUGGUGGCUCACGCCUGUAAUCCCAGCACUUUGGGAGGCCGAGGCGGGUGGAUCACCUGAGCCCAGGAGUUUGAGACCAGCCCAGCCAUCAUGGCAAAACCCCAUCUGUACUAAAAGUACAAAAAUGAGCCAGGCGUGGUGGCGGGCGCCUGUAGUCCCAGCCACUCGGGAGGCUGAGGCACCGUGAAAAUCACUUGAACCCAGGAGGUGGAGGCUGCAGUGAGUUGAGAUGGCGCCACUGCACUCCAGCCUGGGCGACAGAGCGAGACUCUGUCUUAAAGAAAAAGCCAUUUCUCCAUGUGUGGCUGCCUGUCAGAAUUAAUGGAUUCUGAACCCAGGGGUCUCUGGAGACGAAUGGACCAUCUAGAGACUCUCAGCUCCCCACCACCCCUUCCAGGGUGAGUGGCCUCCAAAACCAGCCUCCCCUUUUAGCCUGGGGGGGCAGCUAGGGGGCAGCAUGAGCAAAAUCCUCCUUGAAGUUACGCAAGCUAGAAAGGCUUUAUGGAGACUAAGUGGGGUCCCUUCUUCCUGCCCCACACAGCAGAGAGGAUUGCAGGGCCAAGUGGGUCCCAGGAGCGGGAGGGCCUCCAGUGACAGCCCGGGCCGGUGCUGGUCUCCAUCGGUGAACGGGAUCAUGAUGAAGGCCCACUGAUGUGCACACAUUCUCUCUGAUGCUUUUCUUCCCACCUUCAGAUCUCAGCAGAGCCCUUAAAUGGUUGUGCCCUUCAUUUGCAGGGUCUUUCCCCAGAAGUCUGAAGAGCACAAUCCUUUUCUCUGGGUGGCUUUUCUCAUUAGAUGCCAAGUUGAGUGGCAUCUGGGCAAGUGUGGCCCCUCACUGUCACCUGUCAGUGGACAGGUUAAAGCUAGCAGAGGUACGUGGUCCACUGCCCAGCUACAACUGAGGUCCCAGGCCAGACUGCACGGCAAGUCUGGGGCAGAGAUGGGUCCUGACGUUCCUGGGCUAGGCCCAGGGUCCCCGGCUCUGUGGCUCACGUGCCGCUUGUGUGAUGUAGAGACUGGCUUCGCAUGCCGUGAAUAAGCCGUGGCUGCUUUCUCCAGGUUUGCUUUGGUUCCUUUCUGUCGUGGUCUGUGUAGUGAGAAUGGUGGGAGUCUUGCAGGUGAGCAGUUAAGGAGUGUGUUCAGAGCUGGAAGUUUGGUUCUGAGAGCAGGCCAGCCUGGUCAUAGUUCUCAUCGUUCCUGCACCGUCUCUAAAAAGGUGUCGCUUUGCAAAUAACAUUUAACUCGUGUUCCCAGGGUGAGAUUCUGCCAGAAGCACCUGCCACAGAGGCCAGCAUUGGAGCCUCAGGGUCUACGUGCAGGGCCAAGGCUGGCCUUCUCCCUCUGGGGAAUGCCAGUGGAGGUGACCUCCACAGCACCCCGGCCAGCUGGCACCAAGCUCCCGGAUGUUGUGGCUGUGUAGAACCCAAUUCUGUCUUGUGGCACUUUGUCCACGAUCUCAGGAGAGAAGCGCUCAUCUGCCUGCCUGCCAGCCCGCCCGCCUGCAGUGAAACGGGUCCCAGGGCCUGUGUGCGUGUUACUUUUGUUUGGGUUGGAAAGUGUGACCUUGGGGAUUGAAUGACCAGAGAGGGUUUUAACAGUCCCAGGUGGAUGAGGGAUGAGCUGGCGCCCAGCCCACACUCUUCAUCCAUAUCCCACACACUCAUCCACAUCCCACAGCUGUUUCCUUGAGGUUCUGUCUUCUCUGACAUUCAUGGGUCGUGGGGGUCGGAAGGGGAAGCCCUCCCAGAACCCAGAGCCAGGAGACCAUCCCAGGCCUGACAGAGCUUCAGGACAUGUCCUUUCCUGACGUGGCCUGUGGCCCUCACAGUCCUGUCUUGCUGUCAGACUCUCCAGUCUGAGCAGCACCUGCAGGGGCAGGAACGUGGCCCUGCUGCUUUAUUGUAAAUUGUUUUGAACCAAAAUGUUUUUCAUAUAUAUUCUGGUGCAACAAGGCGUAAUUCUCUUAACUUAGUAUUAUAAAUUAGAAUCAAACCCAAACCAAGAGCUGGAGUAUUUUUUUAUCACUUAAUUUUGAACUGAAAUCUCUAGCAGGAAUAAAACAGUGACUCUGGGGAGAGCCGAGCAGCUGACUAAUAUUAGAGCCAAGGCUUGCCCCGUUCCUCUCACAGCGUGGGGGCUGAUGGGAUGCCGUGCAGAUUCUCCCUGGGGAACUCCUUUGCCUGAUGGCAACUGGUAAAGCCUGGAAUUGCCAGCUGUCCUGCUUCUGGUGCACAGCCCAGCAGCUCCCGCACGCUGCUGACAGGUGAAGCGUGGGCGGGCCCCUUGCCAGGUCCUCCGUCGGCUGGGCCGGGCCUUGCCCCUUUUCUCCCAUGAAAAGGAAGCAGAAGGACAGGGUAAAACCACACUCCCUCCCUGAAGAGCAGGCGGAUUGGGGCAGCAGGGUCCCUGUUUGACAUGGAUGACCAUUUGGGCAGUGGAUCCCCCAUGCUUAAACACGCGCCUCCCACUGUGCUCUCGAGAGAAGCUGCAGCCGGGAUCCUUCCAUUGGGGCCUAGGUGUCUGUUUCUCGUCUUCCUCUUCUACCACCUGAUAAUCUUUAGACUAAAUCACAGGCUGAUAGAAACAAGGUGACUUUUUUCAUUUAAUUUUCUUUUGAAUGGUGUUUUUUCCUCCCGUUGCCUCCAGUGUUCAUCACGGCAAAGUGAGUGGUGCCAUCUCCAGCAAGUGACAGGUGCCAAGAUGAAGGGUUCAGUGACUCGCACAAGUCUUCACCUGCAUGCAGGGCGCCGAGGCCCCUUCCCUGCCACCCGGAGUGCUUACUGUGUCGCACCCCCUCCUUCUGGGCAUGCCUGGCACUGAUGCCAACACAGGGCCACAGCAGGCCCAGCGCACUCCAGGGCUUGUGCCUGCAGCACUGUCUCCUGGGGCUUGCUGGGUUCACUGCUGGAGAACUGGAGGCCGGGCCCACUGGGCCUUCGCUUCUCCUUCCUGUUAACUCCUCUUAGAGACCACCGUUUUCCCCUUUGCUCUGACGGGCAGGCUCCAGGGAGUCCCUGGUCAAGCACCCUAGGGUCCUCUUGGGUUUUUCACCGGUGGCCAACCUGCUUCCUCAGUGCUGCAGCAGAGGGACCCUGAGUUUUGAUCAUGGGCACAUUCUCUGCAUGGUGAUCCAUUCUAAAAGAACUGUUAACCAGAGGUGACAUCAAAAGGGCUAAGCCCUGCUAACAGGAAGAGGAGGACAGGUGUGAGGGCGGUUGAUUCGAGAUCUCUCUGGAAGCUGGGCCCAGUGGAGAGUGGGACAGUGGAGGGCAUGAGGGUGGUUCUAGUUGGCUCCCAGCUGCCACAACUGGCAUCAAGGUGUUAGCCAGCAGAAACUGGAGAAUGAGUGUGCAUUUGUUUUGUGCUAAUGGGACAAUAGGAAGCCUGCAGCCCUGGGGUUGGGUCGCUUUCUAGGGACCAGCUGGCGGAAGCAGCGUGUCCCUCAACAUCAGGCUCUGGCAGCCUGGUGGCUGCGCCACCUCUGCGUCUCAGCACCCGCCCUCCCCGGGAGUGAUGGAAGGCAGCGGAGUCCUCCAGGGCCUCACGCUCAGUGAGAGGAAGUCUAAGGAAGGGUGCUGUCCCCCGGCUGUCACGAGCCACCUGCAGCCACUAAGUAUGUAAACUGGGGCCAGUCCAACCUGAAAAGUGCCAUAACGUGUCAACCACACAGCACAUCUCAAAGGCUUCUUACCAAAAAAGUCAUUAGUAAUUUUUAUAUUGCUGAAUAUGAUAUGAAACAUCUUCAGUUAAAAUAUUAAAAUUGGCCAGGUGCGGUGGCUCACGCCUGUAAUCCCAGCACUUUGGGAGGCCGAGGCAGGUGGAUCACGAGGUCAGGAGGUCUUCAAGACCAUCCUAACACGGUGAAACCCCAUCUCUACUAAAAAUACAAAAAAUUAGCUGGGCGUGGUGGUGGGCGCCUGUAGUCCCAGGUACUUGGGAGGCUGAGGCAGGAGAAUCGCUUGAACCCAGGAGGCGGAGCUUGCAGUGAGCCGAGAUCGUGCCACUGCACUCCAGCCUGGGCAACAAAGUGAGACUCCGUCUCAAAAAAAAAAAAAAAAAAAGAAAAUAUUAAAAUUAAUGUCACUUGUUUUUAUUAUCUUUUCAUUUUUUGAGACAGGGUCUUGUUCUGUCCCCCAGGCUGGAGUGCAGUGGAUCGCGGCUCAUUGCACCCGGCAUCUCUUGGGCUCAAGCCAUCCUCCUGCCGCACAGCCUCCUAAGUAGCUAGGAUGACAGGCGUGCACCACCACACCCGGCUAAUUUUGUAUUUUUAGUAGAGACUGAGUUUCACCAUGUUGGCCAGGCUGGUCUCAAAUUCCUGGGCUCAAGUGAUCCCCCCACCUCAGCCUCCCACAGGGCUGGCUGUCACUUGUUUUUAAGUAAGUUGUUAAACGUGCUCCUAGGAAGCUAAACUUAACACAGGACUGGUAGAGACGCCACCUUCCUGUGGGUGGGGCUGCCUCAUACCUGGAGCAGCACUCGCCUCCACCUGGCACUCCGUGAAAGGGGAGGGAGACUCUGUGGCUGCCAGAUCAGGGUGGCCCCUCUCCAUCUGUCCCCAGGCUGGGUCACCACCACUUUCUCCCUCUGCCAGGAGUAGAUGACUUUUCUGUUGCCAGGGGGAAGGGAGGUGCCUCCUAGUUCUGGAGAUUUGUCAUUUCUUGGACACCACAUAGCUUGUGGAAAGCACUUUCUUAGGGUGCGCGUGGUGAUGAAGGCAGAGUGUCCUGUGUGAGAGGCUUCCUUGUUCCAGACUGUCUACGGCAGAAGUGGGGUCGGGCACCUGCUGCCCAGCUUUCCUCCACAGCCUUGAUGCAUUUGAGCCAGAAUAUGGGGCGUUUGUGGGGUCCUCCACAGGUACAAACAGGGUUCUGUCCCUUUUCAGGGGUCCCAGAGGAAAAGCACUCCUAUAGGCUGUGAGCAGGGGCAGCUGCCACAUUCCGUUUGCUUCCUGAGCUUGUCCAGGUGAACAGGUUUCAGGUAGAAGGUAAGAAACUGGAUGAAAUGACGAGCGGACCAGCUUGCUUCCCGCAGCAGGGUGCAGGCGAGGCUGAAGGGCAGUUUCCGAUUGUCACCCUCAUUUGUGUCCACACAAGUCCAAUGUGUGAGAAGGUAGCAAUGAUAGCUUGAGUUAAAGGCUUGUCAUUUGUAAACAGCACUCAUCAGCCGAAGCCUUCUUCCAUGACAGCUUAGGGUAAGUGUAUUCCCAGAGCUGAAAAUGUGCACCUUCGGGGCUGCACUAUCGCCAUCUUAAUGUUCUUCUUCAUAAACGAACGCCACACCUUGAUGUGGUGUAACUGCCGCCCAAUAGUAAAUGCAAAGAAAUGGAAGUACUCUUUGCUGUGUAGGAGGUUAAGCCCUCUUAGGUUUACCCAAGGUCACACCUGUAUUGCAGAGUCUGGGUGAGAUUCCCCCCCCUCCACAGUGAGCCUCUCAGCAGGAGCCGCCCCGAAGAGCCAGAUGCCCCCCCAUUCUUCCUGCUGGCCCUGGUGGGUUGGCCCCCACAUCCCUUCUCCACACCCAGCCGCAGCCUCACGGCAAGACUACUUUGUUCUGGGGCUCCCCCGACCUCGGCCUGGGCCCUGCUGUCUCUACCUGUGGGGCCUACACAUGUGGACAGCUACAGCCAGAGGGUGCCACGGUCACAGCACCCAACAAAGCAAGAACCCCCAGCAGAGAAUGCCCUUUCAAAGCUGCCACUGAACUCUAUCCUUGGAGGCAACCCCUGGCUCCGAGGGACUGGGUGUGCGGUCCAGAACUGCGGUGCCCUGGGCUCGACCCUGGCUGAAGGCGCUGAACACCUCCCAUGAGGCACCUGCACCUUGGGGUCAGCGAAGCUCCAAAGAACCUGUUCUCAGGUGCCGAGAAACCAGUCUCCCCCAAGGGCAAGACCAGCCCUGCCCACCCUUCUGUUGGACGGUAUUGAGGCCACAGUAUUGCACCCAGCAGGGUUCCAAUUCUCUAGGAAUGGAACGCAGUGAUCUGGAUAGGAAUUAAAUAGAUGAAGCGGAGGGUUCCGCUGGCUUCCACACCACAGCACCAGUUUUGACCACGUGGAGCUGCUGGCGGAGGGCGAGCAUGGUGGCUGUCGCCCGUCGGUGUUUUGCUGGAUUAAUGUAGACUGCUUUGUUUGCAGGGCUCAUUGUCAUCCCCAAGCCAGGCCAGUUCUCCAGGUGGAACUGUAGUGUAGCGACCCCACUGCUUCGCGCACAGCCGCCCGGGACUCGGACUCGAGGGAGUGACGAGGAGGAGCCCCGAGCUGCGCCUGAGCUGUGCCAGCCGGCCGACCUCAGGCAGUGGACGUCGGCGAGGGCCGUGUGGACGGUGACUGGCUCACUGUGCGGCGCUGCGCUCCCGCUGCUCACCCAAAGAAAUUGUUUCCAUUUUAAAUCGGCCUUUGGGGCUGCAGUAAAAAAUAAGAAAUGGAGUUUUCUUGCUUUUUACUCUAAAAUUCAAUGUAAUUAAAUCUCAUAUAUACAUAAUAUAUACAUAUAUACAUAGUGUAAAAUAAAAUGUUUCUUGGACAAGAAAUCCCCUGAAAUUCAGCUGUUAUAGUGCUUCACUGUUUUUGCACUGAUUUUUCUAUACUUUAUUAGGUGGUCGGAAGACAACCUUGAAUGCACUCAUAGAGAAAAUUGUUACUUUCUGACUUAAUGUAAUUCAGGAAGACAGAUGCUGCAACCACAAAUUUUAAAAAAUUGUUUGCACUUAAAAAUAGUUGAACGCUGGUGGAAAGUUACUUUGCAGAUGGGUGUAAAGGACUCAUGGCCCUCUGAGGUGCGGCGUGAAGACACCCUUUUUACCUGUUGACGUUUAUUUUAAUACUGUUGUUUCCAAUGCAAUCAACUCUGUAUUAUAUGUAUAAAUAAUGUAAUUCUGCAAUUGGGGAAAAUAGUUACUUCACUAGUAAUUUUCAUCAUUUAAGAGUGAUAUUUCUAAUUCACAAAAAAAAUUAAUAUUAAAACUAUCUUGAAUAUA
Messenger RNA from Symphalangus syndactylus (siamang), 12947 nucleotides. RefSeq names its product WD repeat domain 20 (gene WDR20). NCBI's taxonomy places the organism in Eukaryota, Metazoa, Chordata, Mammalia, Primates, Hylobatidae. Gene Ontology annotation, molecular function: protein binding. The record is from RefSeq and is a predicted model, not a curated record.